UUGGAUGUCUAUCGACAUAUAUUCAAACGCUGUUCUUCACAUUCAACCAAACAACCCAUUCUGUAUUUUAUUAUAUGGAUAAUACAUGAACCUUUGUUAAUGUUCGAGUUUCGCUUUUAUUCAACGGAACUAGUUGGUCUGAAAAUCGUGACGUCAACGGACCAAUUUCUGUGUUACACACAAAGCGUCCUGGACCCGUAAUUACCAAUAGGGCUUUUUAAAAAUAUAAAUGUCGUUGCACAGAAUAGCAUUUUAAUCAAUGACCCUAAGAAACAGAGUAUCCAACCACGUUGGCUUGGUUCUCGUAGCAAAUGCCAUCCAAGCUACAUCAAUUGAGUGAUCCAGAGUGCUGCAUCUCCAGUGACUGACAGACAGUUAAAGGAGGAUGUCAAAUGCAGGGAACCAAUCAUGUCUGAUGGUCGCUGAGGACACAGUCGCCUUCCUAGUUUGUGGCUUUCAUGCCUUGGAGGAAUGGCUUGGCCUCGGUCAGCUGGAGGACUACCUGAGUGUUUUGGAAUACCUAUUGUGGGUCUUCACCCCUCUGGCUAUCGUCUUUAUCCUGCCCUUCCUCAUCGUCAUCCUCCUGUAUCUCUCGAUACUUUUUCUUCACGUCUAUAAGAGGAAGAAUCAGUUGAGAGAGGCAUACUGCAACAACCUAUGGGAUGGAGCCAGAAAGACCCUGGCAACUCUGUGGGACGGACACGGCGCCAUAUGGCACGGCUACGAGAUCCACGGCAUGGACAAGAUCCCCGACAAGGGGCCGGCGCUCAUCGUGUACUAUCACGGAGCCAUUCCCAUUGAUUACUACUACUUCUUGGCCAAUGUCAUUCUCCAGAAAGGACGGACCUGCCACUCGGUCGCUGACCACUUCCUUUUCAAAAUACCAGGGUUCAAAUUGUUGUUGGAGGUGUUCAGUGUGAUGCACGGUCCCCAGGAGGAGUGUGUGCAGGCACUGAAGAAUGGCCACCUGUUGGCCAUCUCUCCGGGAGGUGUGAGGGAGGCUUUGUUCAGCGAUGAGACUUACCCUCUUCUUUGGGGCAAACGCAAAGGCUUCGCCCAAGUCGCCAUCGACUCGCAAGUGGCCAUCAUUCCAAUGUUUACCCAAAAUGUCAGAGAAGGCUUCAGAUCGCUGGGAACGCUGAGAUUUUUCCGUUGGCUGUAUGAGACCUUUCGUCUUCCUAUAGCUCCCAUCUACGGCGGAUUCCCAGUGAAGUUCCGGACAUUCCUUGGCGAGCCGAUCCCCUACGACCCCAACAUUACCGCUUUGGAGCUGGCAGAAAAAGUAAAGCAGGCUGUGCAGUCCCUCAUAGACAAACACCAGCAGAUCCCAGGGAACGUUCUGAGAGCCCUUCUGGACAGAUUCCGCUCCAAAUACAAAAGGGAAUAGCCUCUGCAUCCGUCAGCUAUCCAUUCGGCAGCGGGAACGUGCAUUCGACUCCAGAAGGAUGACGUCGAAGCGGAAAGUGCUUUGGCGACGCAAGUCAACUUUUCUCACGCGCCGCCGAAGACUUGAGACAUUUGCUGCGGGUGCAGUUUCGGUGCUAAACACGACUGGUCACUGCGUACGUUUGCUCGCUUUAUACAUAUUCCCAAAACGAGACUUCUUGAAGGGUCUUGGACGUCUUUUUUUAAAAAUUUUUGUCUAAUUUGCUACAUUUUUUGCCUAAUUUGCUCCUGCCAGCGUCCUGUGUGGCAGCAGUCUCCCAUUGUUUUAUGAAUGUGUGUGUCAUUUUCAGGAUUUCUAAAGCACUUUGAGCACCAUAUGGGCUAGGUAAAGUGCUGUAUAUGUGGGGUCUGGUUUGUCAUAAUUGGAAAUUUGUUGUUUCACCGAUUGUUUGAUAACAGUGUCCUGGCUGCUUUAAAUGUACAUGUGAAGUCUAUUUAACUGAUUUUAAUGAGACAAACUGAAUAGGGCACUUUUAAAAUGGAAUAAAAUUAUUUUUUCAGGA
This is a messenger RNA of Hippocampus zosterae (dwarf seahorse), 1949 nucleotides long. RefSeq names its product transmembrane protein 68 (gene tmem68). The record is from RefSeq and is a predicted model, not a curated record. Gene Ontology annotation, molecular function: acyltransferase activity. Lineage: Eukaryota; Metazoa; Chordata; Actinopteri; Syngnathiformes; Syngnathidae. The coding region runs from base 386 to 1387 and encodes 333 amino acids. The transcript is spliced from 9 exons. Gene Ontology annotation, cellular component: membrane.